GCAAGAGCAUUCAUUCCUGAGGGCUGGGUUAGCUUUGCUGGAGGCUCCGGUGAAAGUACCUGAAAUCCCAGGAGAGUCGAGAUAGAGCAGUGGGGGCCCUUCUCAGUGAGAAUCGGCUGGUCAGGCAGCAUCAGUCUGCGUAAUGGGGAUUGAAAGCUUCGGUGGAAAUAGGAAGGAUGGUAAUGAAGAACCCCCAGACAGCGAGUGCGUGAGGUAGCCCAAUUGUGCCUGAAAGAAACAUCCAGAGUUGACAGCAUGCGACACUCGAGCGGGUUUUUGGUGGUUUUAGCUUUAGAGGGAACAUCGGAGGUAAUUACGGUCGCCUACAUGCAAAGCAAGCAUGGAGUUCAGUCACGGUGGAAAAGCCAAAAGCCACAAGGGUUGAUUGAAAGCUUUUCCUACUCUAGCCUCCGGGUAAUAAUAACCGUUGCUCUUUAUUUCUCUAAUGCAUUUACAGACGUCGCAACAAACCGAAGUAAGGUUUUUGGCACCUCCUCAUAGACUCAGAUGAGACCAUGACGGCCUUCGCGAGGGACAGGUGCUAAUACCUUGCCCCAGCCCCUGUCACUGUUUAUCCUGGCCAUUUCCAAUCUCAGUAUCUAAAUGCCACAGUGCUCUUGGGGCACGUUGGGCUGGGAACCACUGUUGCCUUGGAAGACCAUAAAACCAUGGGAAACGCAGAAAGUCAAAAUGUAGAGCAUGAGUUUUAUGGAGAAAAGCAUGCCAGCCUGGGCCGCAAGCACACGUCGCGCUCCCUGCGCCUGUCGCACAAGGCGCGGCGGACGAGGCACGCGUCCUCGGGGAAGGUGAUCCACAGGAACUCCGAAGUGAGCACGCGGUCCAGCAGCACGCCCAGCAUCCCCCAGUCUCUGGCCGAAAAUGGCCUGGAGCCCUUCUCCCAAGAAGGCGCCCUGCAAGACUUCGGCAGCCCCAUCUGGGUGGACCGAGUGGAUAUGGGCCUGAGACCCGUGUCGUACACCGACUCUUCUGUCGCCCCCAGCGUAGACAGCAGCAUCGUCCUCACAGCCGCCUCUGUGCAGAGCAUGCCAGACUCGGAGGAGAGCAGGCUUUACGGGGAUGACGCUGCGUACUUGGCUGACGGGGGCAGGAGGCAGCAUCCCUAUACAUCCAACGGGCCCGCUUUCAUGGAGACGGCGAGCUUUAAGAAGAAGCGCUCCAAAUCUGCAGACAUCUGGCGGGAGGACAGCCUGGAAUUCUCACUCUCCGACCUGAGCCAAGAACAUUUAACAAGCAACGAAGAAAUCUUGGUUUCCACUGAAGAGAAAGACUGUGAGGAGGCUCGGGGGAUGGAACCCCGGGCGAGUCCGCGGCGGCUCAGCGCCUGUCAGCGUGCCAAUUCCCUGGGUGACUUGUACGCUCAGAAAAACUCCGGGGUGACGGCAAACGGGGGGCCAAGGAGCAAAUUUGCAGGCUACUGUCGGAAUCUGGUGUCUGAUAUCCCCGAGCUUGCAAACCAUAAGAUGCCACUGGCUGCUGCUGAAGACUCUGUUCCUUACAGUAAUUACAACACACUCCCCUGUAGGAAAUCUCACUGUCUUUCCGAAGGUGCCACCAACCCACAAAUUAGCCAUAGCAACAGCAUGCAAGGCAGAAGAGCAAAAACAACUCAGGAUGUUAAUGCCGGCGAGGGCAGUGAGUUUGCGGACAGCGGGAUCGAAGGGGCCACCACCGACACGGACCUCCUGUCCAGGCGAUCCAAUGCCACCAACUCCAGCUACUCGCCCCCCACCGGCCGCGCCUUUGUGGGCAGCGACAGCGGCAGCAGCUCCACGGGGGAUGCGGCCCGCCAGGGGGUGUACGAGAAUUUCCGGCGGGAGCUGGAGAUGAGCACCACCAAUAGCGAGAGCCUGGAGGAGGCGGGCUCGGCGCACAGCGACGAGCAGAGCAGCGGCACCCUGAGCUCCCCGGGCCAGUCGGACAUCCUGCUCACGGCCGCGCAGGGCACGGUGCGCAAGGCCGGGGCGCUGGCCGUCAAGAACUUCCUGGUGCACAAGAAGAACAAGAAGGUGGAGUCGGCCACCCGGAGGAAGUGGAAGCACUACUGGGUGUCCCUGAAAGGGUGCACACUCUUCUUCUAUGAGAGCGAUGGUAGGUCUGGAAUAGACCACAACAGCAUCCCUAAGCACGCCGUGUGGGUGGAGAACAGCAUCGUGCAGGCUGUGCCUGAACACCCCAAGAAGGACUUCGUCUUCUGCCUCAGCAAUUCCCUGGGUGAUGCUUUCCUCUUUCAGACCACCAGCCAGACGGAGCUGGAAAACUGGAUCACCGCCAUCCACUCUGCCUGCGCGGCUGCCGUGGCGAGACAUCACCACAAAGAGGACACGCUCCGGCUCCUGAAGUCCGAGAUCAAAAAACUGGAACAGAAGAUUGAUAUGGAUGAGAAGAUGAAGAAAAUGGGUGAAAUGCAGCUGUCUUCAGUCACCGAUUCGAAGAAGAAGAAGACUAUAUUAGAUCAGAUCUUCGUUUGGGAGCAGAAUCUCGAGCAGUUCCAAAUGGACCUAUUUCGUUACCGCUGUUACUUAGCUAGCCUCCAAGGUGGGGAACUGCCAAACCCCAAAAGGCUACUUGCUUUUGCAAGCCGACCAACGAAAGUGGCAAUGGGCCGCCUUGGAAUCUUCUCUGUAUCAUCCUUCCAUGCCCUGGUGGCAGCACGCACUGGUGAGACCGGAGUGAGACGUCGUACUCAGGCCAUGUCCAGAUCCGCAAGCAAGCGAAGGAGCAGGUUUUCUUCCCUUUGGGGUCUGGACACUACCUCCAAAAAGAAGCAGGGACGCCCCAGCAUCAACCAGGUGUUCGGUGAGGGAAGUGAUGCUGUAAAGAAAUCUUUAGAGGGAAUAUUUGAUGACACUGUUCCAGAUGGCAAGAGGGAGAAAGAAAUGGUCUUGCCCAGCGUCCACCAGCACAAUCCCGACUGUGACAUUUGGGUCCACGAGUAUUUCACACCAUCGUGGUUCUGCCUGCCAAAUAAUCAGCCAGCCCUGACGGUCGUCCGGCCCGGGGACACUGCCCGGGACACCCUGGAGCUGAUCUGUAAGACACAUCAACUGGAUCACUCUGCUCAUUACCUGCGUCUGAAAUUUCUAAUAGAAAACAAAAUGCAACACUACGUUCCAAAGCCCGAGGAGGACAUUUAUGAGCUGCUGUACAAAGAAAUUGAAAUUUGUCCAAAAGUCACUCAGAACAUCCAGAUUGAGAAGUCAGAUACAGCCAGUGAUAAUUAUGGCUUUUCCCUUUCCUCUGUGGAAGAAGAUGGUGUUCGAAGGCUCUAUGUGAAUAGUGUAAAGGAAACUGGCUUAGCUUCCAAGAAAGGCCUGAAAGCGGGAGAUGAGAUUCUCGAGAUCAAUAGCCGGGCUGCAGGCACCCUGAACUCCUCUGUGCUCAAAGAUUUCCUCACGCAGCCGUCCCUGGGCCUCCUGGUGAGGACCUACCCCGAGCUGGUCGGGGGUGUGGAGCUGCUGGACUGCCCGCCCCACCGAGCGGACGGCCCCGCGGAUCUCAACGACAGCCCCCUGGCCUUCCUCAGCAGCAACCCAGGGCACGGCCUGUGCGGCGAGCAGGGCAGUGGUGCUGAGACCGCUUUGGAGGAGACCGAAGGGCCGGACCUGGAAUCCUCAGAUGAAACUGAUCACAGCAGCAAGAGCACGGAACAGGUGGCCGCAUUUUGCCGCAGUCUGCAUGAGAUGAACCUCUCUGACCCGAGCCCGUCGCCUCAGGACUCCACGGGGCCUCAGCUGGCCACCAUGAGGCAGCUCACCGACGCUGACAAGCUGCGCAAGGUCAUCUGUGAGCUCCUGGAGACGGAGCGCACCUAUGUGAAAGACUUAAACUGUCUCAUGGAGAGAUACCUAAAACCUCUUCAAAAAGAAACUUUCCUCACCCAAGAUGAGCUGGACGUGCUCUUCGGAAACCUCACCGAAAUGGUAGAGUUUCAGGUGGAAUUUCUGAAAACCCUGGAGGAUGGAGUAAGACUGGUCCCUGAUUUGGAAAAGCUCGAGAAAGUCGAUCAAUUUAAGAAAGUGCUGUUCUCCCUGGGGGGAUCCUUUCUGUAUUACGCUGACCGCUUCAAGCUCUACAGUGCCUUCUGCGCCAGCCACACGAAGGUCCCCAAGGUCCUGGUGAAAGCCAAGACGGACACGGCUUUCAAGGCGUUCUUAGACGCCCAGAACCCGAAACAGCAGCACUCGGCCACUCUCGAGUCUUACCUCAUCAAGCCCAUCCAGAGGAUCCUCAAGUACCCGCUUCUGCUGAAGGAGCUCUUUGCCCUGACGGAUGCCGAGAGCGAGGAGCACUACCAUCUGGACGUGGCCAUCAAGACUAUGAACAAGGUUGCAAGUCAUAUCAAUGAAAUGCAGAAAAUUCAUGAAGAAUUUGGGGCUGUGUUUGACCAGCUCAUUGCUGAACAGACUGGUGAGAAAAAAGAGGUUGCAGAUCUGAGCAUGGGGGACCUGCUUUUGCACACCACCGUGAUUUGGCCAAACCCGCCAGCCUCCCUGGGAAAGUGGAAAAAGGAGCCGGAACUGGCAGCCUUUGUCUUCAAAACUGCUGUGGUCCUUGUGUAUAAAGACGGUUCCAAACAGAAGAAGAAACUUGUAGGAUCUCACAGGCUUUCAAUUUAUGAGGACUGGGACCCCUUCCGGUUUCGGCACAUGAUCCCCACUGAAGCUCUGCAGGUUCGAGCUUUGGCAAGUGCAGACGCGGAAGCAAAUGCCGUGUGUGAAAUUGUCCAUGUAAAGUCUGAGUCUGAAGGGAGGCCGGAGAGGAUCUUCCACCUGUGCUGCAGCUCUCCAGAGAGCCGGAAAGAUUUCCUGAAGGCCGUGCAUUCAAUCCUGCGUGAUAAGCACAGAAGACAGCUCCUCAAAACUGAAAGCCUUCCCUCAUCCCAGCAAUAUGUACCUUUUGGAGGAAAAAGAUUGUGUGCGCUCAAAGGGGCCAGGCCAGCCAUGAGCAGGGCAGUGUCCGCCCCAAGCAAGUCUCUUGGCAGAAGGAGGCGGCGACUGGCUCGAAACAGGUUUACCAUUGACUCUGAUGCCAUCUCGGCCAGCAGCCCGGAGAAAGAGUCCCAGCAGCCCCCCGGUGGCGGGGACACUGACCGAUGGGUAGAGGAACAGUUCGAUCUUGCUCAGUACGAGGAGCAAGACGACAUCAAGGAGACAGACAUCCUCAGUGACGAUGAUGAGUUCUGUGAGUCCGUGAAGGGCGCCGCGGUGGACACAGACCUGCCCGAGCAGCUUCAGGCUGCGUCCAUCAGUCAGCGGGAGAGAGGCCGCAAAAGCCUGGAUAGUCACGCGUCUCGCAUGACGCAGCUCAAGAAGCAAGCCGCCCUGUCGGGCAUCAAUGGAGGCCUGGAGGGCCCGAGCGAGGAAGUCAUCUGGGUUAGGCGCGAAGACUUUGCCCCCUCCAGGAAACUGAACACUGAGAUCUGACUGUCACUUUCCCCUAGAGAGUGUGUGUAGAUACUCCCACCCCCCACGCCCUGCCCUCCCCCUGCCCCCUCCUGUCCCCUCAAGGAGGAGAAUGUCCCCGUAGGUGGCACUCUUGCACACACACACACGGUUUUGGCGGCUUGACUUUGUGCUGAAGCCACGUCGCCACCCAACUUCGUCAUCUCUCACGACACCAGAAAGAAUUGUCCAGAAUCCCAAAUAAGCUCGAGUUCCAUCUUCUGUACAUUCCUAAGGGCUCUUAUCCUCAACUAAUCAGGGCCGGAAAAAUUCAAAAAUAAAACAAAAAAAAAAGAAAGAUUCUGUAGCACUGGAAAAAGAAUCACCCCGGGUGUUUUAAGUAUGUUACGACAGAUUAGUUGAAGGGACAGCACAAAAACUAACAAUAAUAAAAGUCGCUCUAUCUGAAAUCAGUUCAGGAGCCAUCUCUCAGUUGGGGAAACCACGUUCAAACACAAAACACAACAAAGCAACUGUACCGUCUACAAUGUUCUUACUCCUUCCCCUCUUAAAUGUCUGAGAAUAUCUGUGUAUUUUAAGAAUGUGUGAGGAGACGGUGGAGAUGUAUGUUUUGAUGAGUUGUUUUUUGGAGUUUUUUUUUUUUGUUGGUUUUUUGUUUGUUUGUUUGUUUUCUUCUCUCUCUUCUGUUUUGGUCCAUGGCUGGUCUUACUCAGUGUCCGUGUUCGGAAGUUCUAGUUUUGCAUAGAAUUAUAAAGAUGCCAAACUCUUUAAGAAGAGAUCCAAAUUUAUCACUUGAAAAAAAAAAAACACAAAAAAAACACUAUUUUUUGUAUUUUACUUGAGAUGCAGGGGCACAAACAGAUAAGAAUUUUACAGUGCUAGUGUAACUCUGAAUCUAAAGAAAUGAGGAUUUUACCUUUUACAGAGAGAGUGAGGCAUGGUGAUUUUAUAUUUAUAUAUGAAAGGCCAACAAGAUGCUUAGGAGAAACUUUUAAAGAAACAGAUUGCUUUUUUUUUUUCUUUUUCUUUUUUUAAUGUUUGAAUCUCUAUGCGAGAUGGGAGCUUGGCUGGAUUAAACAUGACACCCGGAUGGGCAGUGUGUUAUGUCUGUUGCACGUGGCGGGGGAGGGGAGGCUCCUUCUCAAGGGGUUGCCAUGGUGAUCAUUGGUUUUCCCAUCAAAGUUGCAUCCUCAUCCAUAGAAUACCUGUCCCUUCCCUGACGGUCCACACCAGACCCCUUAACAAAACAGCCUCUUCAGAAACCUAUCUUGUGUUUAAUACUUUCAACAUGCCAACGAAAACAGGGUAAACACGCUAAAAAACCUAACGUUCUCAACAGAUUUCCAAAUAGGAAGAACAAAAACAAGUUAAAGCACUUUUGAUUCUUUUAAAACGGUUUAUAGCUUUUUUUUUUUUUCUCCCAUUUCACAAUGUCCACUUCCUAAGAAGGGUUUCAAUAAUACGAAAACUUUCUUUUUUGGGGAAAAUAUCUAUUUGGUGUUUGACACAUCAGUAGGUACUUUAAAGACCUGAAUUUUAUAGUAGCUUUAGGAAUUAUAUUUUAUAAAAAUCAGUUAUGACUUUAUAUUUCCAGACAAUAGAGAGUUCAGAACGUCACGCUCCGGUACCCCUGCUUGCUUUACCCGCUUUUCCACCCUCUGUCCCCCCCCCCCCCACCCUUUCGGGUUUCCAGGGCUUUGAGCUUGAUCUUUUGAAAGUUUUAUUCUAUUAAAUUUUUGCUAUAUCUUCUGGUUUUCUUAAAAAGCUUUAGAAUGGUUUCUAUACCCUUUGUACCACUGCAUUGUUCCAUAUCACCUCUAGUUCGAUUGUGUCCAGAUGGAAAACGGAAGCAGAGACUUCUGAUAGCCACACUAGUCCCAGUGCAACGGUUCCGUCUGCAGAUGCUAGAAAGUCUGGUGCUUAGAGAGGGUGCCAUUGUCUCUUGUACAUAAGGUCAUGACGUGUCUAUGUCAAAAGUUCUUAUAUAUUUCUUUUAUAAGCUGAAAGAAGGUCUAUUUUUAUGUUUUUAGGUCUACGAAUGGAACGUUGUAAAUGCCUGUCAAACAAUAAAAAUACUGAAAAGUA
This is a messenger RNA of Leopardus geoffroyi (Geoffroy's cat), 7508 nucleotides long. It is a transcript of the gene TIAM1, whose product is annotated as TIAM Rac1 associated GEF 1. Gene Ontology annotation, molecular function: protein binding; guanyl-nucleotide exchange factor activity. NCBI's taxonomy places the organism in Eukaryota, Metazoa, Chordata, Mammalia, Carnivora, Felidae. Bases 669 to 5444 code for a protein of 1591 amino acids. The record is from RefSeq and is a predicted model, not a curated record. The transcript is spliced from 27 exons. Gene Ontology annotation, cellular component: synapse; plasma membrane; cytosol. Gene Ontology annotation, biological process: activation of GTPase activity; small GTPase-mediated signal transduction; positive regulation of axonogenesis.